CGUCCGGAUCCACGGGCCAGGGAAUGCAUGAGGUCAACGGGGGGUCCCCACAAGUAUAGCCCUAUAGGCGCGUGCGUCUCUGAACCCCACCUAGCGGGCCGGCUGGUGUAAAAACCGAGCUGACGUCACAUCUGGAAAACGAAACCUACGACUCGGAGUUUCCCGAGAAGGACUCCGAGAGCGGGCGAGACCCUGGACGGUAUUUAAGCGGCCAGCCGCGGACGCCCGAACGACGCUCUCUGCCGCACGGCUGCGGCGCCCGUAGCUCACGCCUGCUGCCGCUGGCCCGCAUCACCCUCCCGGCGUCCGACCCCCCCCCUCCGAGAACGACUGCACUUGAACUCAACGCUCACCUGCGCCGGCUGAAACCACGUCUCCACAGAAAUGUCUCAUUUUAAACCCCUGCUCAUCCCGUGGCUGCGGACCCAGAUUGACAGUGGCCGGUAUCCUGGUGUCCAGUGGACAAACGCGGAACGAACAGAGUUCUCCAUCCCAUGGAAACACGCUUUAAGACAGGACUCCUCCAGCACUGACGUUCUCAUCUUUAAGGCCUGGGCAGAGGUGAGCGGCAAUGGCCGGGCUCAGGGAGACCCCUCAGUCUGGAAGAGGAACUUCCGCAGCGCCCUCCGAGCCAAAGGCUUCAAAAUGGUUGAUGACAACAAGAACGAUGCCGCUAACCCCCAUAAAGUGUUCCACUGGCCGGACGAUUCGGCAUCAGGAGCUAACUCCUCUGCUGGAUCCCAGGACCAAGAGGACCCCGAUAUAUUUGAGGAUUGUGGCCUUCCUACACAAGAAAGCCAGGUUGUCUCAUGCUUUGAUGACUGUCUCUACCUUCCAGAAGAAACUUUAUUUUCAGUAGAAUCCACUGUCAACCAAGAUAUUCUCCAAGAGUGUCUAAAGGAACUGCACAUUGGCCCUGAAACAGAGGGCACCACAGGCUUUGAGCCACCUCCUGAGCAACAGCAGCUGCAGAAUCCGGUUGUGAUUGGUGGAUACGCGUUGCCUGGGCAACAGCAGUAUCCAGUAACGUUUGAGAGUGCAGGCGGUGAAACUGGGUUGCCUGAGCAACCAGCGCAUCCAAUGGGGGGAGCUGUGGGAGGGGCCUGUGGUGGGCAGCUGGCGGAGAAGUUCCUAAGUACCAUGAACAAAACCAGCGAUAGAAAUAAUUUCAAGACUCAGUUCAGGAUAUCAGUGUACUACAGAGGGGUGAAGGUGUCCGAGCAGCUGGUUGAGAAUGAAGCUGGGGUCCGCUUGGUCUACAGCCCUGAACUCAUCGGGACAGUUUUGGACUACGAAUCAGGCCUGUCCUUGGUCUUUCUGCCAAGUCCUGGAGCCAUGCUGGAUCAAACUCAAGCCAAACUGACCCAACGCAUCCUGGACAAGCUGGGCGAUGGUCUGGACGUAGGGGUGUCAGGCCACGUGGUCUACGGCCAGCGACGGGGUGAAAUCAAAGCAUUUUGGAGCUUCUCUAAGUUUGAUCGUAGCAUACAGCCCCAAGAGGUUUCUAAACUGCAGCCUGAACCACUUUACAUGUUCAGGGACUUUUUGCAAGGAAUAAAGGACUUCACUGAGGGGAGGGCCUGCCCUCCCUGCUCCCUGUUCUUCUGCCUCGGAGAGAAGUGGCCAGACGACAGGCCUUGGGAGAAGAAACUCGUCACAGUGGAGGUGGUGCUGACUUCAAUGGAGUUGCUGAAGAAUUUGGCUGUCGGAGGCGGUGCCUCCUCCCUGCAGUCUGUAGAGCUGCAGAUGUCCCUCGAUGAGAUGAUGGAGAUGUGCUGAUGCGCUUUGCUGUGCCUGAAGAAAGUCAUUGUUUACCCCUCUUUUUAGAAUCCUUAACCUUGACAUGCACAUCUCAGAAAUAAUGAUUUUUACAUGUUUUAUGAACAUUUUAGUUCCUGACUUUAAACCCAAUAGAACAUAUCAGUUAAUAAUAAUAAAGGGUAUUAAAAAUUGCAUCAGUGCUGGUGCAACUUGCUGGUACUGCAAAUAUAUUUAAGCUGCAACUUGUGCCAUGUUUAAACAUAAAAAUGUGCUUGAAAGACAUUCAAAAGUAAAAUGAAUAUAAUGUAACAAUGCCUAAACCACAGACGUGCAGAAAAAAGUAAAGCCUUGAAUAGUUAAGGUCACAGUUAAGGUUACAGACUGGAGUAUAAAGUUCAAGUUGACUCAAUAAGACAGAUGUAAUCAGAGCAUCUGUUAUUGAUGUGUCACAUGAAAUUUAUAGCACAAUAUGCUCAAUAUACAC
Messenger RNA from Xiphias gladius (swordfish), 2245 nucleotides. It is a transcript of the gene irf3, whose product is annotated as interferon regulatory factor 3. Gene Ontology annotation, cellular component: nucleus. Gene Ontology annotation, biological process: immune system process; regulation of transcription by RNA polymerase II. The transcript is spliced from 11 exons. Gene Ontology annotation, molecular function: protein binding; DNA-binding transcription factor activity, RNA polymerase II-specific; RNA polymerase II cis-regulatory region sequence-specific DNA binding. NCBI's taxonomy places the organism in Eukaryota, Metazoa, Chordata, Actinopteri, Istiophoriformes, Xiphiidae. The coding region runs from base 385 to 1779 and encodes 464 amino acids. The record is from RefSeq and is a predicted model, not a curated record.